Messenger RNA from Arabidopsis thaliana (thale cress), 1224 nucleotides. Its product is annotated as F-box and associated interaction domains-containing protein. The record is from RefSeq and is marked reviewed. The coding region runs from base 1 to 1224 and encodes 407 amino acids. The transcript has a single exon. NCBI's taxonomy places the organism in Eukaryota, Viridiplantae, Streptophyta, Magnoliopsida, Brassicales, Brassicaceae.
AUGACGAUGAUGAGCGAUCUUUCGGAGGAUUUGGUAGAGGAGAUAUUGUGUAGGGUUUCGAUAACUUCUCUAGGAGCAGUGAGAUCCACGUGCAAAGGAUGGUAUGUUUUAUCCAAAACUAGGGUUCUAUGUAAAGCAGAAACAAAGCAUCAGUUUCUAGGGUUCAUGAAGAAGAAUUAUAAGCUUUGCUCAAUGAGGUUUGAUCUCCAUGGAAACUUCAACGAAGAAGGAGGUGAAGAAUUCAUGAAUCCAUCAAUAAAGAAGUCAGGUAAUUUACUUGAUCAACUUGAUAUAUGUAAAGUUUUUCAAUGCGACGGGUUAUUGUUAUGCGUGACCAAAGAGGAAAACACUAGGCUCGUGGUAUGGAACCCUUAUUCGGGUCAAAUCAGGUGGAUCAAAUGCAAUAACUCUUACCACAGAUACGAAGGUUAUGCUAUCGGAUACAACAAUAACCGUAAACACAAAAUCUUGAGGUUUUCGGAUAUGUCAUUUUCUACUUACAAAAUCUACGAUUUUAUCUCUAAUUCAUGGAGGGUUCUUGAUAUUGCUCCCAACUGGCAUAUAAACCCUGAUCAACGUGGCGCGUCUUUGAAAGGGAACACUUACUUUUUUGCUAGGGAAAAAAGAGAGGAUGAAGAGGAUGAAGAUAUUCUUUGGCAGCCGGUAGAGUAUUUACUCUGUUUUGAUUUUACAACGGAGAACUUUGGUCAGCUUCAUCCUUUACCGUUUGAGCAAUAUAUUGACGACGCUGGAGCUCUCUCUUCUUUUGGAGAGGAGAAACUCGCGGCGUUAUUUCAGAGCUUCGCUAGUUCAGUUGUGGAGAUUUGGGUUACAAGUAUGAUUGAGGCCAAUGCAGUGUCGUGGAUCCCUUUCUUAAAAGUUGAUAUGAAACCACACUGUAGUUUUCGUUUUCGUUUGCCCUUUGACGGUGGCAGUUUCUUCAUUGACGAGGAGAAGAAAGUCGCCGUGGUUAUUCAUGUUGAUGUUGUCGCCGAAUCUGAAAUGAACCGCUACGAGGACGUAGCUUACAUCAUUGGAGAGAAUGGGUACGUUAAAAAAGUGUGUCUUGUAGAAGCUGUGAAUCAAGGAGGAUCUCUCAACUUGAGCAAACGUUCGUGUUGUAAUUACCCGCAUGUGUGUUGUAGCUCUUAUGUUCCAAGUUUAGCACAGAUCAACCAAAGUGUAGAAUUCGAAAAUGAAAGAGAAGAAGAGGAAGCGAACUAA